GGUGAAUUAAGCUGUAUACUUUGAUAGAGUCUGCUAAUAGAUUCAAUGACAGACCGAGCCCCUGAUGAUGAAGUUCGCUCAAUCAUCGAUGCUGUCGUCUCUCGCUUUCCCAAUCCUGAGUACGCAAACUGCACCACACAGACCGGCGAAACACCGCUACACUACGCUGCUCGGUUUGGAAAUAUAUAUGCAAUCAAAAGGCUAGACGAGGCUUAUGGGGAGCACUUGAACUGGAAUGCAGCCCGUAAUGAUGGCUGGACUGCGCUAGAUGAAGCUGACACCCGAGACUAUCAAGACAUCUCGGACCUUGGAUACAUGGCACGAGCUCGAUUUCAUAGAAGAACGAAGGAGACUGUUGCCUAUCUUCACGAAAGGGGAGUUGAAAGUAGACGAACUGAUGAGAGAACUCAUAGCUAGUAGAAAAUGUGCGGGAUAUAUUGCGUUCGACUACCAAAGGAUUCGAAAAUACCAUUGUACAUCGCCCCUAGUCCCUGGGGUUUGAAAAUCAUUACAAUGUUUGUUACCCAAAA
Messenger RNA from Cucurbitaria berberidis CBS 394.84, 530 nucleotides. RefSeq lists its product as uncharacterized. The transcript has a single exon. The record is from RefSeq and is a predicted model, not a curated record. Gene Ontology annotation, molecular function: protein binding. NCBI's taxonomy places the organism in Eukaryota, Fungi, Ascomycota, Dothideomycetes, Pleosporales, Cucurbitariaceae. The annotation marks the transcript as partial.